AAUUUUGAUACUGUACAUUCAACAUUGCGGCCAUGGCAGCCACUCAUCGUGUUGCGUUCAUGAACGGUCCUGGCAAGGAUUUGGAGGUGGCAACUUCCGAUGCUCUCCAAGUCGGGCCAAACGAAGUGCUUAUCAGAAAUCAUGCCGUUGCCCUGCAGCCCUUGGAUACGAAGAUGCUGCUCGCCGGAUACGGCCCUGCCACGAAACUAAAUUACCCCGCUGUACUGGGUACUGGUGGUGCUGGCGUCAUCCAAGCAGUGGGUGAGGACGUUGACGGGUUUAGCGUUGGUGACAGCGUGGUGUUCGAUACGAAGGCGUACGUGGACGUUGAGCAGAAUCGGCGAACAGGUACUUGGCAGGAAGUUGUUGCUUGCAGCGCGAAAUCGGUAGCAAAGAUCGGCGAUAUCGCUUUCGAACAGGCCGUUUUGGUCGACUUCCCCCUCCAGACAGCGGUCGCUGCUCUGCAUGUUUUUCUCGGCAUGGGAAAGCCUGGUAGUGGUAAUAGAGAGGAGAAGGUACUCAUCUGGGGUGCUGGAGGAGCAGUCGGUUCUUAUGCAGUGCAAUACGCGAAGCAAGUUGGGUAUACAGUAGUUGUGACUGCCUCGUCCAGAGACAACGAGCGCCAGCAAAAGCUUGGAGCCACGCAUGUGGUGGAUUACAGAGCUGCUGAUGUGGUUGACAAAUUGCGUCAACUUGGUCCAUACAGAUAUCUCUUUACGGCGAGUGGCGAUGCAGCUUCCCAGACGGCACUGGCUACGCUCCUCCAGCCAACUAGAGGCAAGUUCGCGAGUGUAUUGCCCAGCACUACUGACCUGCCUUCAAACGUGGAGGUAGUUUACAAAGCCUUUUCCCAAGCUGCACAAGACGAGCAAUACAGCAACUGGAGAGAUUGGUGGUACCAAGAGUACCUACCUGAAGUCCUGUUCAAGGGCUUAGUGGAUACAGUAAAGUUUACUAAGGUCGAAGGCGGCCUGCCAGCGUUACAGCAAGCCAGUGAAGAUGUUUUCAAUGGGAAGGUCAAAGGGAAGCUCGUGAUCAACCCCCAGGAGUAGUCUGUCUGGUUCUACACGUCCGGGGAAAAUGCCCGAUUCUCAGAUGGAAUGUUGCGGAAACGGGGCCGACUGUAACUCGACAGCAAGCAGUAGACAGAAUGCCAUCCAUCUCUU
Messenger RNA from Pyrenophora tritici-repentis Pt-1C-BFP, 1166 nucleotides. Its product is annotated as Qor, NADPH:quinone reductase and related Zn-dependent oxidoreductase. The record is from RefSeq and is a predicted model, not a curated record. NCBI's taxonomy places the organism in Eukaryota, Fungi, Ascomycota, Dothideomycetes, Pleosporales, Pleosporaceae. Gene Ontology annotation, molecular function: oxidoreductase activity, acting on NAD(P)H.